AUGAACAACGGUAACUUGGGUAAUGUGAUGAAAUCGGUGGUCCAGAAAAUGAACAACGGUAACUCGAAUAGUGCGAUGAAACCAGUGCUGAAGAAAAGUACUAACCCUACAGUGUACCCGACAACGCUUCCACCACGACGUAAUGAAUCUGAAGUAAUGGAGAUGAACAACGACAAUUCGGGUGUUGUUAUGAAGCCAGAGCUCAACAAGAUGAACAAUGGUAACGCGAAUGGCGCCAUGAACCCAAAGUUCAACAACAUGGAAAACGAAAGUAUGAAAAAUGAAAACAUGAAUGACAAGAACUGGGAAAGUUCCAAAGAACAGCAGCGAACAAAUACCUCUUAUUACUGCCAACACCAUGAUCUCUCACGAUUUUGCACAGAUUCAGAGAACAGUAGCGCGGAAGAGGAGGAGCUAGUCCCAGGAACACCUCGACCACCAUAUAAUAGUAACGAAGUUAUUGACUAA
Caenorhabditis remanei is the source of this 468-nucleotide messenger RNA. RefSeq lists its product as uncharacterized. The record is from RefSeq and is a predicted model, not a curated record. Bases 1 to 468 code for a protein of 155 amino acids. The transcript is spliced from 2 exons. NCBI's taxonomy places the organism in Eukaryota, Metazoa, Nematoda, Chromadorea, Rhabditida, Rhabditidae.